AUGUAUCCAAUUUUUAUAACUGAUAUACCUGAUGCAGAAGAAAAUAUUUCGUCUUUACCUGGUCAAAAAAGAUGGGGUAUUAAUAAACUUGAAGGAUUUCUUAAACCUCUUGUUGAAAAAGGGUUAAAAUCUUUAUUAUUAUUUGGUGUUCCUACGAGCGGAAAGGAUGCGACAGGGUCAAAAGCUGAUGAUCCAGAUGGACCAGUAAUUUUAGCCAUAAAACUUAUCCGAGAUAAAUUUCCCGAAUUAUUUAUUGCUUGUGAUGUUUGUCUUUGUGAAUAUACAGAUCAUGGUCACUGUGGAUACUUGAAUGAAGAUGGUACUAUCGAUAAUUUGACUAGUGUUAAACGCAUUGCCGAAGUGGCGAUAAAAUAUUCUAAAGCUGGAGCCCAUUGUGUCGCACCAUCAGAUAUGAUGGAUGGACGAAUCAAAGCUAUCAAAGAAUCAUUAAUCAAAGAGAAACUUGGUAAUAAAAUUUUAUUAAUGAGUUACAGCGCGAAAUUUGCUAGUUCUUUUUAUGGGCCAUUUAGAGAAGCAGCAAAUUCAGCACCAGCUUUUGGAGACCGUAAAUGCUAUCAACUUCCUCCAAACGCUAGAGGUUUAGCACGUCGCGCAAUUACACGUGACAUUGGGGAAGGCGCGGAUAUCAUAAUGGUCAAACCAGGAAUGCCAUAUUUAGACAUAUUACGAGAUGCAAAGGAAUUGUGUCCUGAUGCCCCUAUAGCUGUUUAUCAAGUUUCGGGUGAAUUUGCAAUGAUUUGGCAUUCGGCCGAAGCAAAGGUUUUUGAUCUCCGAACAGCUGUCUUUGAAAGUAUGGAGUCUUUUCUAAGAGCUGGGGCCAACUUAAUCUUAACUUACUAUACGCCACAACUCCUUGAUUGGUUAGACGCUUAA
Molecule: messenger RNA, 894 nt
Organism: Cetraspora pellucida
Lineage: Eukaryota; Fungi; Glomeromycota; Glomeromycetes; Diversisporales; Gigasporaceae
Source: the annotation of a GenBank genome assembly